Messenger RNA from Solanum verrucosum, 1053 nucleotides. RefSeq lists its product as uncharacterized. The record is from RefSeq and is a predicted model, not a curated record. The transcript has a single exon. Bases 1 to 1053 code for a protein of 350 amino acids. Lineage: Eukaryota; Viridiplantae; Streptophyta; Magnoliopsida; Solanales; Solanaceae. Gene Ontology annotation, molecular function: RNA-DNA hybrid ribonuclease activity; nucleic acid binding.
AUGGAUAGUCGUCGAAAUUUUUAUUUUCCUUCCUGGGCGCUCAAUAGUAAUGGUUUGUUCUCUAUGUCCUCGGUUUACAAACUUUUCAAUUCGUACUUUCCUCUGACUAUCCAAAAUGACUAUAACUGGAUCUGGUAUACUCACACGCUUGGCAAGAUUAGAUUUUUUCUUUGGCUCUGCGUUCAUAAUUGUCUUCCCACCAAUUCCUACCUUUUCAGAUUAAACAUUACUUCUUCCGGUAAUUGCCCUAUAUGCAAUUCAGAAGAAGAAACGAUUCCUCAUAUUUUCCUUCGCUGCCCUAUUGCUAUUGAGUUCUGGACUUCUCUUAAUAUAAGUAUCCCUUCUGAUCAUCCCCAAUGGAUUCUUCAUUUCUUACAAUCUAAUCAACCCCUCGAGAACCGUCACCUUACCUGGACUUGUUUUCUCCCUUUUGCCCUAUGGCAUAUUUGGCUUAAUCGGAACAACAAUGUUUUCAAACAAUGCUCGUCGCCUGUCCCUAUCCCCAACCUUAUCUCUAGAGUGUUGGAAUUCCUCUUCUCUACCAAGCCCCUCAAGAAAGAUAUUACUAAAAUUAACUUUAGUGUCAAAUGGUUCCCUCCCUCAUGUACUGGUCUCAAGUUCAACUUCGAUGGCGCAUUCAAUUCUAAUUCCCUUAACCAUGGGAUUGGAGUAGUCUUCAGAGACUCUGCUGGCAAUUGGUCUGCAGGUUUUUUUAACAAAGCCAAAGGUAUCAAUGCUUGUCAUAUGGAAUUGCAGGCCUUUCAUGAGGGUCUAAUGCUCGCUAUAUCUAAAAACCUCUCUGUUUCAGAGAUUGAAACGGAUGCUAUUGAUAUAAUUAAUAUGUUAGACCAGCCCCCUCCCCUUUUCUCUAAUCUUCUCUCCCUUUGUAGGUCUGCCUUGAGGAAUCUGGAGAAUCCCCAGAUCCGGUAUAAUUUUAGGGAAGGUAACAAAGUGGCUCACAAAUUAGCAACUGAAGGACCAAAAAGAGCCACAACUUAUGAUAUGGUGUUUUUGAUGGAACCUCCUCCGUGGUUAUUUGAGCUCUUCCACUGA